This is a messenger RNA of Phyllostomus discolor (pale spear-nosed bat), 6436 nucleotides long. It is a transcript of the gene FILIP1, whose product is annotated as filamin A interacting protein 1. The transcript is spliced from 7 exons. The record is from RefSeq and is a predicted model, not a curated record. Lineage: Eukaryota; Metazoa; Chordata; Mammalia; Chiroptera; Phyllostomidae. Bases 562 to 4095 code for a protein of 1177 amino acids.
UUAAAAGGGACUGCCGGUUUCCCUGCAAUCUUUUACAGGGUGAGCAGAGCUAUAUCCACUGAUAACCCAGCUGCCGAGGAACUGAGUAAAGCCGGCUCCAAACUUCUCAGCUGUUGACAGGCUCGACUUGCUGAGAACACUGGUUAAAUAUAGCACGCGCAAGCCAGCUCCUCAACAAAGUCAUUGCUCUGACGGUGUUGUGAAGGGAGCAGAAGACGAGAAACCUAAUCUCAGAACCCAACAACACCUAGCAACAGUUGAAAAAACUUUUAAACAAAAGUCUGGGUGGGAGAUAUACAACAGCCUCCAAUUUCUGCUGAUCGGGAUUUCAGGGAGAAGAAGCUGCUUUCCCCUUCUCUCAGUUUCCUGCAUGACUUCAGCUAUUGGCUAGUCCUGGGAGAGAAAGUGGGAAAAGCUUUUUCCUCUGUAUUCUUUUGGGCUGGAUAGUUUUCCAGGACUCCAGUCUCUCUUGGGCUGUGGGACAAGCCACUGAUUCUUCAAAGGAUAAACUACCUCCAUACAGGACAUACCCUUGGUUAAACGAGCUGCCAUCAGGUGGGGAUGAGAUCCAGAAACCAGGGUGGUGAAAGUUCAUCCAAUGGGCAUCUCUCCUGCCCUAAAUCCUCCAUCAUCAGCAAUGUUGAUGAUAAAAGUCUCUCAGAAGAUGCAAAAAAGAAGAACAAGUCAAAUAGAAAGGAGGAUGAUGUCAUGGCCUCAGGAACUAUCAAACGACACCUAAAACCAUCUGGAGAAAGUGGAAAAAAGAAUAAGAAAUCCUUGGAGUUAUCCAAAGAAGACCUCAUCCAGCUACUCAGUAUAAUGGAAGGAGAGUUGCAGGCCAGGGAAGAUGUGAUCCACAUGCUGAAGACGGAGAAAACCAAGCCUGAGGUUCUGGAAGCUCAUUACGGGUCUGCGGAGCCAGAGAAAGUGCUGCGGGUCCUGCACCGAGACGCCAUCCUAGCUCAGGAGAAAUCCAUAGGAGAAGAUGUCUAUGAGAAACCAAUUUCAGAGCUGGACAGACUUGAGGAGAAACAGAGAGAAACCUACAGGCGCAUGUUAGAGCAACUCUUGCUGGCAGAGAAGUGUCACAGGCGCACAGUGGACGAGUUAGAAAACGAGAAGCACAAGCACACUGACUACAUGAACAAGAGCGACGACUUCACCAACCUGCUGGAGCAGGAGCGGGAGAGGUUGAAAAAGCUCCUUGAACAAGAAAAGGCUUACCAAGCCCGCAAAGAAAAAGAAAAUGCUAAGAGGCUCAAUAAACUAAGAGAUGAGCUUGUGAAACUUAAGUCCUUUGCACUCAUGCUGGUGGAUGAAAGACAAAUGCAUAUUGAGCAACUUGGCCUGCAAAGUCAGAAAGUGCAGGAUCUUACUCAGAAACUGAGGGAAGAAGAAGAAAAGCUCAAAGCCAUUACUUCCAAAUCCAAAGAAGACAGGCAGAAAUUGCUCAAGUUAGAAGUGGAUUUUGAAAACAAGGCUUCGAGGUUUUCCCAAGAGCAUGAAGAGAUGAAUGCCAAGUUGGCUAAUCAAGAAUCUCACAACAGACAACUGAGACUCAAGCUGGUUGGCUUAACUCAAAGAAUCGAGGAGCUAGAAGAGACCAACAAAAAUCUGCAAAAGGCAGAAGAAGAACUUCAGGAAUUAAGAGAUAAAAUUGCAAAAGGGGAAUGUGGCAACUCCAGCCUCAUGGCAGAAGUGGAAAAUCUCCGGAAGCGCGUGCUUGAAAUGGAGGGUAAAGAUGAGGAGAUCACUAAAACUGAAUCCCAGUGCAGGGAAUUGAAGAAGAAGUUGCAAGAGGAAGAACAUCAUAGUAGGGAACUCAAACUUGAAGUUGAGAAGUUACAAAAGAGAAUGUCUGAACUGGAGAAAUUGGAAGAAGCAUUUAGCAAGAGUAAAUCUGAAUGCACCCAGCUACACCUAAAUCUGGAGAAAGAAAAGAACUUAACCAAAGACUUGCUAAAUGAACUGGAGGUGGUUAAGCGUCGAGUUAAAGAACUGGAAUGUUCUGAAAGUAGAUUGGAAAAGGUUGAAUUAAGCCUAAAAGAUGAUCUUACAAAGUUGAAGUCAUUUACUGUGAUGCUGGUUGAUGAAAGGAAAAAUAUGAUGGAAAAAAUAAAGCAAGAAGAGAGAAAAGUGGAUGGACUCAAUAAAAAUUUUAAGGUGGAGCAAGGAAAGGUUAUGGAUGUAACUGAAAAACUAAUUGAAGAAAGUAAGAAGCUCUUAAAACUGAAAUCUGAAAUGGAGGAAAAAGUAUACAGUUUAACAAAAGAGAGAGAUGAGUUAAUAGGCAAACUGAAAAGUGAAGAAGAAAAGUCAUCUGAAUUAAGCUGCAGUGUUGACUUAUUAAAGAAGAGACUUGAUGGGAUAGAGGAAGUGGAAAGAGAAAUAACCAGAGGAAGGUCUCGAAAAGGACCUGAGCUCUCCUGCCCAGAAGAUAACAAGAUUAAGGAACUCACACUUGAAAUUGAGAGACUGAAGAAACGUCUCCAACAACUGGAGGUGGUCGAAGGGGAUUUGAUGAAGACGGAGGAUGAGUAUGAUCAGCUGGAGCAGAAAUUUAGAACUGAGCAGGAUAAGGCUAAUUUCCUCUCUCAGCAACUGGAGGAGAUAAAACACCAAAUUGCCAAGAAUAAAGCCAUAGAGAAAGGUGAGGCUGUGAGCCAGGAAGCUGAGCUGAGACACAGAUUUCGGUUGGAAGAGGCUAAAAGUCGAGACUUAAAAGCUGAAGUACAAGCUCUUAAGGAGAAGAUUCAUGAAUUAAUGAACAAAGAAGAUCAGCUUUCUCAGCUCCAAGUGGAUUAUUCUGUCCUUCAACAAAGGUUUAUGGAGGAAGAAAAUAAGAACAAAAACAUGGGACAAGAGGUCCUCAAUCUGACCAAAGAGUUGGAGCUUUCUAAGCGUUACAGCAGGGCUCUGAGACCCAGUAUGAAUGGAAGAAGAAUGGUAGAUAUUCCUGUGACCUCCACGGGAGUCCAGACUGAUGCUGUCAGCAGUGACGCUACAGAGGAGGAAACACCUGCAGUAUUUAUACGGAAAUCCUUCCAAGAAGAAAAUCAUAUCAUGAGUAAUCUUCGACAGGUGGGGUUGAAAAAACCUAUGGAACGGUCCUCUGUCCUAGAUAGGUAUCCUCCAGCAGCCAAUGAGCUCACUAUGCGAAAGUCUUGGAUUCCAUGGAUGAGAAAAAGGGAAAAUGGUCCUUCAAUCAUUCAAGAGAAAGGGCCACGAACAAGUUCCAGUCCUGGGCACCCAGGAGAGCUGGUUCUUUCACCAAAGCAGGGCCAGCCCCUGCAUAUCCGAGUGACGCCAGAUCAUGAGAACAGCACUGCGACUUUGGAGAUAACAAGCCCAACAUCUGAAGAAUUUUUCUCUAGUACCACUGUCAUUCCUACAUUAGGGAAUCAGAAACCAAGGAUAACCAUCAUCCCAUCACCAAAUGUGAUGUCUCAAAAAACAAAAAGUGGAGAUAGUACUCUCGGUACAGAACGAGCCAUGUCCCCAGUCACAAUUACCACGUAUUCCAGAGAGAAAACCCCAGACAGCGGAAGAGGUGCAUUUGCGGACCGGCCCACAUCCCCCAUUCAGAUAAUGACAGUGUCGACAUCGGCUGCCCCAGCUGAGAUUGCAGUCUCUCCUGACUCCCAGGAAAUGCCCAUGGGAAGGACUGUUCUCAAAGUUACCCCAGAAAAACAGACUGUUCCCACUCCUGUACGGAAAUACAACUCCAAUGCCAAUAUCAUAACCACAGAAGACAAUAAAAUUCACAUUCAUUUAGGUUCUCAGUUUAAACGAUCCCCUGGGACUUCAGCAGAAGGAGCAAAUCCAGUUAUUACUGUCCGACCUGUCAAUGUGACAGCUGAAAAGGAGGUUUCCACUGGCACUGUCCUUCGCUCUCCCAGGAACCAUCUCUCCUCACGACCUGGUGCAAACAAAGUGACAAGCACUAUCACCAUAACACCAGUCACAACCUCAUCUACUCGAGGAACCCAGUCAGUGUUAGGACAAGACGGGUCAUCCCAGCGGCCUACACCCACCCGCAUUCCUAUGUCAAAAGAAAGCAUCAUCAUUCACCAGUUGCGUAUGAACUCCAGAUGAAAUGGUAAACCAAGCACAUUUUGGGUGUGUGUACUUCCUCUGAAUCCCUGUUGAAUGGAUAGUAUUUCUACAGCUCUCCAUCAUCACUAAGGUCUUCUGUGCUACUGAUCACUACUGAAAAUAAUUUUCUACUUCCAGUGAAUUUUUUGAGGCUAUAAUGUAAAAGCCGAAAACAACAUAGCUGAUAACACAAAAAUAGGUUGCAAGAGUGACUAAAUCUUUGUGUCAAAAGAAAUUUCCUUUUGAAAAGCUUUCAGGUCCAUGGGCACAUGUUAUGUAAUUUAUUUUUAUAAUACACUUUGUAAUGUGAUUUUUUCCUAAGGUAUUUCCUUUUUCAUAGUCUAUGGCACAUAUAUCUGUAGAAUAUACUGUCAGUUCUUCAAAGCAUGGGCAUUGGUGCAUUAAUAACAGUAAUCUAUAAUUAAUCAACUUGUUAUUUCUGAAGAAAACAAAGUACAGCACUCCAUAUACUUCCUGGGGUAAAUUCAAGAGUUAAAACAGAAGCAGGAGCUUCUGGAAGAGUUUUUAGUAUUGCUUGAACAAUGCUGUGGUUCUGAUCUUGGUUCAACUCUAACAAAUAACGCUGUGGUUCAAAGUUUAACUUUAAAUACUUAAAGCCAGUUUCUAAAGUUGCUCUUUCUAGUGUUCUUUGCCAAAACCUUUGAAUGAGUUGAUUUUAACAUGGAAUAAAUUAAUAAAAGGAGAUGUAUGAGUUUAACAUGUGAGGAUUAUAGGAACACCUUCAACUGACAGUUCAAUUGCAUUUGUUUGCAUUAUCUACUUGUAUGUGUAGGACUCACAGUAAGGAUAUCAAGAUAUUUCUCACAAUCUACCUAAGUGAAAGCCUGAAAAUAAAAAAUGACCAAGACAGUUAUCACUAUUUUUUUAAAAAAUGGUAAUAGAAAUUCAAAGAUAGAUAACUUUUUACCUUGUAGAUUGGAUUUGGUCAGAUUCUCAGGAUCACAUACAGGUUGGAGAAUAUAUUCUUUAAAGAUUAAAAGCACACGAAUUAUUCAAAUUUCAAUGUCAGAGCUGCUAUUGAUUUUAGAUUUACGUAAAAAUGUGCACCUAAAUCUAUUUGGAACCCUUAAUAUGGGUUUUAUUUUUUUUAAAGACUUUGUUAAUGUGGACAGGGUUUCAAUAAAGUCUUUAAAAGAUAACUUUAAAGAUAAAGAUUUGGUAUAUCAGUUUCUGAAGGCAGAAAUCGUCUAUUAUGUAACUUUACUGAGAUUAAGGAAACUACGCUUCUGGGUGUCAUAAGGGUAACUAUUGUAAAAACCACACAAAUAGUCCUGGCUGGUGUGGCUCAGUGGAUUGAGAGUUGACCUGCAAACAAAAGAGUUGGUCACUGGUUCGAUCUCCAGUCAGGGCACCUGCCUGGAUUGUGGGCCAGGUCCCCAGUUGGGGGUAUGCGAGAAGCAACCACACAUUGAUGUUUCUCUCCCUCUCUUUCUCCCUCCCUUCCCCUCUGCCUAAAAAUAAAUAAAUAAAAUCUUGAACAAAACAAAACAAAAACACACAAAUAACAGUUGCCCAGUUCUCUAUUUCACAGGUUGUACCCAGGUUUAUAUGCCCAUAGAUGGUAGUCCACACUGAGUCUCCGGAAUAGAACAAUUAAUGUUGGAUUUCCUUCCCUAUGUGACUUUGUAAAGUUUGACGGUAUACCUUGAGGAAUUAGCAAAUCAUAUUUAGUGGGUAUUUUAAAUUAAAUCUAUUUUUAUGUGAAAUUAGUUUUGAUUUUUGUAAGUAAAAGAAAUGCUACAGUAGGCUUGUCCUAGCUUGAAUGAUUGUGUAUGCAUCACAUAACCUUCAGGGCUUUUGAUUACUGAUUAAGAAAACUAGAGUGUGUUUGUUUGAAGAUUUAAAAAAUUGUUGUUUUGGAUUUUGUUUUCUGCAAAUGUUUCUAAACUGCAAUGACAUUUUCAAUUAAGAAAGGAUUUUAUUUAGUAUUGGUAAAUUUUUUUCACUCACAAUUAAGCUCCCUUUUGCCAAUGUUUAUAUGUGCGAUGGCAAAAAUAUUCUGAUGCAUCACAGAUUAGCAUUUGAAGCAAACAACUUUUUCUCAACUUGUGGAAAUUUUAUUACACUAAUUGUGAAAAUGCUAGAAAAUAAGACUUUAAAUACCUCUUGACUUUAAAAUAUUACAAGUAAUUUAUGUAUGUUUUGGUCUGCAGUUUUAUUUCUCUUGAGUUUAUAAUAAAAUCUGUUACUUGCAGUGCAGAGUGAGUAUGACAGUACAGUCAGAGUCACCUAGGUGGACACUGAGCAUUUUCCUGCUCAUGCUAUGCAUAAAUCUCCUGUUUAAACCCAAAUGGAAUCAGAGUGACAGAUGGCUAAAAUU